This is a messenger RNA of Mycena citricolor, 2246 nucleotides long. NCBI's taxonomy places the organism in Eukaryota, Fungi, Basidiomycota, Agaricomycetes, Agaricales, Mycenaceae. The record is from the annotation of a GenBank genome assembly.
UGACGAUCAAAUCUGCCUCGCGAUCCUGUAUAUCUCCUUCCCGCGAAUUGUUCUGUGCAUACUUUCCGACGCAAUCCUUCAAAGCUUCAGCCGCUCAGAAGUCUCAGAUGCCUGUUUGUCUUUCGAAGUCCUUUCGCAGAAGCCCCGGAUGGUGUGUGCACGCUGGAAUUUUACCGAACCGCCACCAGGCGCGAUUAGAGCGCUCGUGGCCCAAAUGAAAGUCUUCUGGGCAGGAUAUAAGUGGACCGUGGAGGUCAGAGAAUAUCAAGACGAUGCUUUUCUUCUUGGCUUUGGUCCUCGACUUCUUUCUGGCGGCCAGUGGCGCGCUCGUGCCGGACCGUGUGUCCAGAAUCAAGGAAUCUAUCGACGCCCCGCCUGCGGGAUGGACGCGGAUCGACCGAGCGCCGCCUCAUCUGUCUGUGCGGCUGCGGAUUGCCUUGAUGCAGGGUCAAUUUGAUGAGCUUGAGCGCCGACUGUAUGAAAUCAGCGACCCGGACCAUGCUCGCUACGGCGCGCAUAUGACGAAACAGGACGUCGAAUCGCUCGUGCGGCCGCGCUCGACGACGCUGGCUCUCGUCGACGAGUGGCUUGCGACAUUCGGAUUCAACACAACCACUCUGGACCGCUCGCCCGCUGAGGAUUGGGUGACGCUGACGGUCCCCGUGCUUAUUCUGGAGCAGAUGCUCGACACUGAAUACUUUAUCUGGCGACACGACGACGGGGAGCUUCUUGCUCGUACGACGAGCUACAGUCUGCCGGGGUACCUACACGAGCACGUUGAGCUUAUCCAGCCCACCACGAUGUUUGCGCGAUCACCGAAGCGGGUAGCAAGGCCCGCGGAGGAUAAGCAUGCCGUCGACUCUGACUGCGGAACAAUGAUCACGCUCGCCUGUCUGAGGCAGCUUUACAGCGCGGAUGGAUACACCCCGAGGGCCCCCAAGAAGAACGCGAUCGGCAUUACGGGGUUUCUCGAUCAGUACGCUAAUCACAAGGAUCUGGCUUCUUUUUACCGCGAUCAGCUGCCCGAGGCUGAAGGCUCGAGCUUUCGGUUCGUUUCGGUGAACGGCGGUGCGAACAACCAAAGUCUGUCGGCUGCUGGAGAAGAGGCGAAUCUCGACGUGCAAUACGCGCUUGGCCUCGCCUACCCGACCCCGGGGACGUUCUGGUCGACGGCCGGGAAUGGCCCAUUCCACCCUGACGCUCGGGUGCAUGACCCGGACAACGAGCCUUACAUGACUUGGCUUGAUCAUGUUCUCCGCUCCGACCGCCUUCCGCAGACCAUAACGACUUCCUAUGCGGACGACGAGCAGACCGUUCCCAGUGCUUACGCACGACGCGUCUGCAAGCGCUUUGCCGAACUAGGCUGUCGAGGUGUCUCGGUGAUAUUUGCGAGCGGAGAUUACGGUGUCGGGGACGGAGAUCCUGAAGCAGAGUCACAGCAAUGUCUCAGUACGACGAGGCAUCGGACAAGAUUUAUCCCAGCGUUCCCAGCGUGAGUGGCUGAAUGAUUAUUCAGAUGUUAGCCUCACGCCAUCGACAAUCAGCUCCUGUCCCUAUGUGACUGCGGUCGGUGGGACGAUGGGUAUUCCAGAGGUGGCGGCCGCUUUCAGUGGCGGCGGUUUCAGCGAUUACUUUGAGAGGCCAGCGUAUCAGCAUAAGGCUGUCGAGAGAUAUCUCCACAAGCUUCCCCCCAAGACGUACGAGGGACUGUUCAAUCGGGGCGGAAGAGGGAUCCCAGACGUUUCGGCGCAAUCUCACAAGUUCUCCAUCUACUGGCAGGGGAGCCCGAUCACCAUUGGCGGCACCUCGGCCUCAGCCCCGACCUUCGCGGGAAUCGUCGCCCUCCUCAACGACGCACGACUGGCCCGGGGCCGACCGGCGCUCGGAUUCUUGAACCCGCUGUUGUAUAAGCGUGGGGUACAUGCGCUGAAUGAUAUCGUCGAGGGGAGAAAUCCGGGCUGCGGGACCGGUGGAUUCAAUGCUACAGAGGGCUGGGAUCCUGUCACUGGACUUGGGACGCCCAACUUCCGGGAGCUCUUGAAGGUCGUGCUGUGAAGCGCUGAUAUCGUCAAUUGCAUGCAUGCAAUGGAUUCUGAUCUGCGUAGAUUGUACAUAUGAGACUCCGAGAGCGGACCGGCGGCCCCGUACCUAUCUUAUUGAUCGAUCGUACUAGUUGUUGACAGCGUCUACCGGCAACGCCCGUUAUCACCUUAGCUAUUGCGACCGAAACGAAAACCCGAUUUUUU